Molecule: messenger RNA, 1269 nt
Organism: Cynara cardunculus var. scolymus (artichoke)
Lineage: Eukaryota; Viridiplantae; Streptophyta; Magnoliopsida; Asterales; Asteraceae
Exons: 5
Coding region: 65-1129 (354 amino acids)
Molecular function (GO): DNA binding; DNA-binding transcription factor activity
Source: RefSeq, a predicted model, not a curated record
GAUGGAAGAUUUCAAGAAUUUCUCUGAUCUUGAUUGAAGUUAUAAAAAAGAUUCAAGAAAAGAGAUGAUCAUGGAAGAUGGAGAUUGUGAUUGUGAUGGUUCAGACAUGAAUGAUCAUCAUGACCACUUGUGUUGCAGGAAACUUGAUCAAGAUGAUGAUCUUGACGGAAACAAGAUCACGAAAUCGAAUGAGAGCUCCGGGAAUAACAGCAUGGUGGAUCAAGUGGAUCAGAAGUUGGAAGCAUCUGGUAGAGUUAGGCAGUAUGUUAGAUCCAAGAUGCCUAGAUUGAGAUGGACUCCUGAGCUUCAUCUCAUCUUUGUUCGAGCUGUGGAACGACUUGGUGGUCAAGAAAGAGCUACUCCUAAACUAGUUCUACAACUGAUGAACAUGAAGGGUCUCAGCAUUGCUCAUGUGAAAAGCCACCUACAGAUGUAUCGAAGCAAGAAGAUCGACGAUCAGGGCCAAGUAAUAAAUGAGGGAGACUACUGUGCUGGGAGAAACAAUCAUCAUCUUAACAGUUUCUGGCAACUUCCCAUGUUCAAUCCAAGAUUAUUUAGGCCUGAUCCAAGGAACUACGAACCACACUUAAUAUCAAGGCCAUGGAGAAACAACACAAGUGCUACAAUGGCAGAUCAUCAUGGUUUGAUCAUUGGCAAUGGAGCUUACUGUACGAGCAAGAAAUUGAAGAACUCAUCAAUGGAGGAACAAAAUUACACGAUUGCCCAUCCUGAGUAUGAGGAUGAACAAGCAAGAUUGAUGCAAGAAUGGGUAGUCAAACAAGCCUUAAUAACCAACACUAGGUCAACUCUAGUAGGUCAUCAACCCAUAAAUAGUCAAAGAUUUGAUAACCCAAUUCAAACAAAGAAAAGGAAAGCAGCUGCAGACGUUAAUGGUGAUCUUGAUCUGAACCUAUCAUUAAGUAUGAAAGUUAUAAGACAAGAAGAGACAGCAGCAGACGAAGAAGAAACUGUAGAUAGCUCUUUAUCUCUUUCGUUAUUCCCUUCUUCUCCAAAGAAGGAAAAACCCGUUCGAGAUCCACAGGCACAAUCCAGAUUCAGCUGGUUAUUAGAAGACCACAAAGGUGCAAAGAAUCCAAGAUUGGCGAGUACUCUAGAUCUGACUAUAUGAAUUCACGAAUUCUAGUGAGAUGUUGUUGGUACUCGCUUAUUUAAUUUUUUUAGGGUUUGUAAUGAUAAUUAUUGAUGUUUGCCACAAGCAGAACUUAUGAGUAUAUUAGCUGGUUUUAAUUAAAUAUUGAGUUUCAUGAA